Messenger RNA from Otolemur garnettii (small-eared galago), 2027 nucleotides. It is a transcript of the gene PRPSAP1, whose product is annotated as phosphoribosyl pyrophosphate synthetase associated protein 1. Gene Ontology annotation, cellular component: cytoplasm; ribose phosphate diphosphokinase complex. Gene Ontology annotation, molecular function: ribose phosphate diphosphokinase activity; magnesium ion binding. Gene Ontology annotation, biological process: purine nucleotide biosynthetic process; 5-phosphoribose 1-diphosphate biosynthetic process. The transcript has 10 exons. The record is from RefSeq and is a predicted model, not a curated record. Lineage: Eukaryota; Metazoa; Chordata; Mammalia; Primates; Galagidae. The coding region runs from base 271 to 1428 and encodes 385 amino acids.
CUCGGCUCCCCGGAGGGGGCGGCGGCCUUGCCUGCGGCUGAGGUAGCUGCAGUGUGGGUCCCAGCGAGUGUCUCUCCGCAGCUGCUCCUCGUGGCUUGGGGGACGCCGAGGGUGGGGAUCUCCGGCCUCUCUCCGCCAGUGCUGGGCUUCUUAGCACCUUCCUCAGCCAGACCCCUCGGUGGGACUCGGGCCUCGCGACCGCCGCGAUUGGAGCCGCUGCGGAGUCCAGCCCCGCGUGGGGCCGGCUGUAACAGCGCCUCGGGCCGGACGAUGCCUAAGAAGCUGCUGCUGCUCCCGCCGCUGUCCGCGUCCUCCGCCUUCCGCGCGCCGAGAGCCCGCCCAGUAGUCCCGCCAGCCAUGAACGCCGCCCGUACUGGCUACCGGGUCUUCUCGGCCAACUCCACGGCCGCCUGCACGGAGCUGGCCAAGCGCAUCACCGAGCGUCUUGGUGCUGAAUUGGGGAAGUCUGUUGUAUACCAAGAGACCAAUGGAGAAACAAGAGUUGAAAUAAAAGAAUCUGUUCGUGGCCAAGAUAUUUUCAUUAUACAGACAAUACCCAGGGAUGUGAAUACAGCCGUGAUGGAGUUGCUGAUCAUGGCCUAUGCGCUGAAGACUUCCUGUGCCAGGAAUAUUAUUGGAGUCAUUCCUUAUUUCCCCUACAGCAAGCAGAGCAAGAUGAGGAAGAGGGGCUCCAUUGUGUGCAAGCUCCUCGCGUCCAUGCUGGCGAAAGCAGGUCUAACUCACAUUAUCACUAUGGAUCUUCACCAAAAGGAGAUACAAGGCUUUUUCAGCUUUCCCGUGGACAACCUCAGAGCCUCACCUUUCCUGCUUCAGUAUAUCCAGGAAGAAAUUCCAAAUUACAGAAAUGCAGUCAUUGUAGCUAAGUCUCCUGAUGCUGCAAAAAGGGCCCAGUCCUAUGCUGAGAGGCUGCGUCUGGGCUUGGCUGUCAUCCACGGGGAAGCUCAGUGCACAGAGCUGGACAUGGAUGAUGGUCGCCACUCUCCCCCUAUGGUCAAAAACGCCACUGUGCACCCGGGCCUGGAGUUGCCAUUGAUGAUGGCCAAAGAGAAGCCACCAAUAACCGUCGUUGGAGAUGUUGGAGGCCGCAUUGCAAUCAUAGUGGAUGACAUUAUUGAUGAUGUGGAGAGUUUUGUUGCUGCUGCAGAGAUCCUGAAAGAGAGAGGUGCUUAUAAGAUCUAUGUCAUGGCCACCCAUGGCAUCCUGUCUGCAGAUGCCCCCCGCCUGAUUGAGGAGUCCUCUGUUGAUGAGGUGGUGGUGACGAAUACUGUGCCUCAUGAGGUGCAGAAGCUGCAGUGUCCCAAGAUCAAGACUGUGGAUAUAAGUUUGAUUCUUUCUGAAGCUAUUCGAAGAAUUCACAACGGAGAAUCCAUGGCUUACCUUUUCCGAAACAUCACUGUGGAUGACUAGCUUUCACUGGCUUUGACUCUGGAAUGCCUAAGGAAAACAUGUAAAAAGCAGUGCCAUCAGUUACAUACACCGUGUGUCCUUGCAAGGGAGGACUGGAAGUCAUUGGAGUUAGUCUCUGUCACCAAGAUUGGUGGGUAGGAGGCAUUAAGAUAGUCAAGAAGAAGACCGAGCUAACGGAUCAAUAAAAUGGCCUUAAAUGGCUGCCAUCAUCAGCCUUGUUCCUUAAACAAAAGUUAUAGAUGCUUUCCUGGAAAGAAUCUGAAAAUCUUGUUGAUUUGAAAGAGCAGUUAAAAGCAGAUAGUCUUAGCUCUGUAAUGACCAUCAUUGUUUCAACUGCAGGGAAGUUCAAGUGUUGAUAUCGAACCUGGUUAGGGAAGCUGAGUGCCUGUCCUGUUCCUGUCCUGUCAUCCUCUCUGUAGUCAACUUUAAGUCUUUGAUAGAGAAUCCUAUUUUUCUUUCAGAAACCGCUGUGCCUACAGCCAUUAAACAAUGAAGCAUUUAUGUUGUUACUCCUCCCAAGGACAUCAGAUUAGGAAAUAGUGUCCCAUCUCUGGGUAUCUGUAUGGCUCUAAAGUUGCAAAUAAAAGAAUUUAUUGUCU